CUUAAAAACGUUUUUUUUUCCAUUAAUUUCAUGUGUGUCAAACGAUAAAUAAAAUCUACGUGCAAAUGGAAAAAUAAUAAAACUUUUCUACUAUAAAACCUGUUUGUUUGUUAGAAAACCUAUUUUCUUUGUUAGCAAAACUGUUUAAAUAAAAUGAUUAUAAAAUCCUAAAAAUGAAACAUUUUAGUUCAAACAAGAUUCAAGCGACAGACCAAACAGUUUUAUGUUUUAAAAACAUAAUUUUUUAUUUGUGAAUAUCUGAAAAUAAUUUUAAAAAAAUAAAAUGAUGAAUGAAAAAAUAAUAAAUGGAUGUGGAGUUCAUCUCGCCUAUAAAGUAUUUUCACCAGACAAAUUCUCCAAACAAUGGUCAGAUGGUUUUAACAACAGGAAAACAAAUCUAGAAAAUGAUGAUGCUGAACAUUUAGAUGAAAGGCAUCCUCCAUCGAUUCUUCUCCACGGAUUGGCAAAUACCAAAGAAACUUGGGAUGAUUGUGCUCAAGGAAUUGCCAACGGAACCAGCACAUUGGUGUACUCAUUGGAGGCAAGAAACCAUGGGGACAGUGGUUGGAUUGAUAAAAUAGAUUACAACAACUUGGCGGAUGACGUUGCAUGCUUCAUGGACUCUAUGGGAAUUCCAACAGCCAUUCUCAUUGGUCACAGUAUGGGUGGUUUAACUGCAAUGAACUUCGCAUUCAGGCAUCCCCAUAGACUCCAUUCUAUUAUCAUAGAGGAUAUGUCACUUAACAGUUCCCCGGCGAUUGAUAAAUGGUGCAAAGAUUACAUAAUCAUGCUGAGGAAAGUGCUGCACUUAAUUCCUCCGGAAAAAGAACUACCGGAAGCCAAGAUCAUCGCUGCCGUUUAUCUUGACAACCGACCACUAGAAGGAAAACCAUCGGAAGCCAAGAAAAUCGCUUCCGAUUAUCUUGACCACCGACCAGUAGUAAAAACAGAGGAGAGCACCUAUAAUAACGCUCUCCAACCCGUAAAGUGGGUCGGCCGAGAUCUCGCCCUCAGAGUGAACUCCAGUGGAGAUGGAUUUGAGUGGAAGACUAAUUUAGAUGUCUUGCAGAAUUUAAUGGAGAGUGGAGAAUUCACACCCUGUAGCAUACAAGGGAUUGAAAAAGAAAUGACAUAUGAAGGUCCCGUCUUAAUGAUCUAUGGCACAUCUUCACCGGUUAACGUGCCAAGCGACAAAGAAGUGUUUCUCAAUCAUUUUCCAAAUGCUGUCUACGAAGCAGUGGAGGAUGCAGAGCACAGAGUUCAUAUUGGAUAUCCAGAAACUUUUACAAGAUUAGUGUGCGAAUUUAUAUUGAAACAUCGACAUUUAAAAUGCAACAUUUAAUGUUUCCCUUAAAAUUUCACCGAAAACUGAAUAAUUGUAUUUCAAGUUGUAAAGAAAUUACAAUAAAUAUAAUGUUCUCUUG
Parasteatoda tepidariorum (common house spider) is the source of this 1424-nucleotide messenger RNA. RefSeq lists its product as uncharacterized. Gene Ontology annotation, molecular function: carboxylic ester hydrolase activity. The record is from RefSeq and is a predicted model, not a curated record. Gene Ontology annotation, biological process: lipid metabolic process. NCBI's taxonomy places the organism in Eukaryota, Metazoa, Arthropoda, Arachnida, Araneae, Theridiidae.